AUGGAAGAUUGGUUGGCGGCAUUAGCAUCAGCAUCACAACGAAAGUUUCAUGAACCUGAUCAACCUGAUUUCCUAUCCGGAUAUCAUCAUUGGUACACCACAUCACAUGCCCGACCCACAUAUUGUAAUGUAUGUCGUGAAGCAUUAUCCGGCGUUACCAGUCAUGGACUCAGUUGUGAAGUCUGUAAAUGUAAAGUUCAUAAGCGAUGUGCAGCGAAAGCGAUUAAUAAUUGUAAGUGGACAACAUUGGCCUCCGUAGGUAAUGAAAUUAUCGAGGAUAAAGAUGGCAACAUUACGAUGCCACAUCAAUGGAUGGAAGGCAAUUUACCGGUGUCAGCGAAAUGUGUGUUUUGUGAUAAAAAUUGUGGAUCAGUCUUGAGAUUACAAGAUUGGCGAUGUUUAUGGUGUCGAAGUACCGUGCAUACAGCGUGUCGCCCUUUAAUACCAUCAGCAUGCCCUUUAGGACCCGCUCGUGUCUCUGUAGUACCACCGACAGCUUUACAUUGUAUUCAAGAUGAAGCUUGGGACGUAGUUAGACCACAAGCAUCAUCUCCCCUUUUAGUCUUUGUCAAUUCUAAAUCAGGUGACAAUCAAGGUGUUAAAUUUUUAAGAAGAUUUAAACAAUUAUUAAAUCCCGCACAAGUAUUCGAUUUAAUUUCAACAGGACCACGUUUAGGUUUACGUCUUUUUCGACAUUUCAAUCCAUUUCGUAUACUCGUUUGUAGUGGAGAUGGUUCCGUUGGUUGGGUACUCUCCGAAAUUGAUAAGCUUGACAUGGACAAACAAUGUCAAGUAGCCGUAUUGCCAUUAGGAACAGGAAACGACUUAGCACGUGUAUUAGGAUGGGGUUCAUCCUGUGACGAUGACACUCAUUUACCACAAUUAUUAGAAAAAUACGAGCGUGCUAGCACCAAAAUGUUGGAUCGUUGGAGCAUAAUGACAUUUGAGCGUACAAUAGCAAUGCAUAAAUUAUCAUUAACGCAAGCGGCUUUGGAUGAACAACGUCCAGUUCAAACGAUCUCACAAUAUGAGGAUUCAGUGGCCACUCACUUACAAAACAUUCUACAUUCCGAUGAAACAACGGUUGUCCUCAAUUCAGCCAAACAUCUGUGUGAAGCUGUUAAAGAUUUUGUAUUUCAAGUAUCGAAAACGUCACUAACGCAAGGGGAUGAAACAUUUAGCUCAAAAUGUGAUGUUUUAAAUCAAAAAUUAGAUUUAUUAUUGCAAACAUUAACGCAAGAAGAAUUGGGAGCGUUAAAUAUUGAAAUCGAAUCAAAUAAUGAUUUAUUAACGGUUACAAAGUCAAGUAGUCCGAAUGGCAGUUCAUACGAUACACUUGAAAUAACAAAAGAUAAAGAUGAGAAGAAUGUGAAUAAUUUUAAGGAAUCGAGACGUGCCCGACGAAAAACAAUGCAAAAGGAAGCGUUAGUAUCACGUGCGAAUAGUUUAAAACGUGCGAUACGUAAUUUAGUAUCGCAUACGGAACAAGUUGUGGAUGAACAGCACUUUUUACAGAAAAUGGAUACGAGUAAUAUUGAACGCAAAAAUUCAAAAUGUAUGGAUACUUUAAAGGUAUUACCUACAAUCGAUUCUGGUUCUAGUGGAGAACCAUCGCCUUGCACAACGCCUUCACCAAAUUUAUCAUCAUCAAAUAGUCAAACAUUAAUUAGUAAUCGAUUAAUUUCCAUAUCACCGUUACCCGACAUUCAUCGUGAUUCUGUUUGUGAAGAAUCCGAUACACUAUUAACAUUACCAGUUCCACCAGAUUUUGCAGAUAGUCGUAGAUCAUCAGAAAUUAAACAUAGUACAACAAAUUUAGCGGAUGAUCUAACAAAAAUCAUCGAUCAAUUACCAACAACACAAAUCGAUUACGAUAAACUAAGUAACAAUGACGAUGCUUCGACAAUAAUGAAUUUAUCAACGCAAACUGUAAUAGCUGCAGUCACGUUAGAUGUAGAUAACAAAACUCAAACGGAAGAACAACGAAUAGAUAAUGACCAAAUGAUCGAUUCACUUGACGAUAACGAUAAAUGCAAUGUGAUGAUAAAGACACAAGAUGAAGAUAACUCGAGUAUUCUAUCAACAAUAUCGAAUGAAGAGAUUAGUAUUACAUCAGAAAUAAUUGAGCAAGUGAAAUCAUUUUGCCCACGAAAAGACUCGGACGGUGAAGAUAUGAACGGACAUAUUUAUCAUAUCGAUUCGCCAGAAACAUCAGACACGUAUCCGAAUUCAGAAGCGUUACAUGGUGAGUCGUUAAUGGAAGAUGUUAGUUCAAUGUUAGCACAAGAUAUUUUUAUCCAAAUGGGUGGUAUCGAUCAAGAUAGUAUCGAUACCAGUUACACAGACGAUACAACUUUGUUUAGCGAUAUUAAAAAAGAUUUAGAUAUCAAAAAUCUAAAAAAGAAACAACUGGAUGAAAUCGAACAACAAUAUGGCUUCGAAAAUCGUGCUUUUAUGAGCCAGAAUGUUUUUAUAAACGAUGAUCAAACGAAAUUAGUCGAACCGAUACGAUAUUGUAGUUUGGCACAAUUCGUAGAAGGUAAUGAUAUCGCACGACGUUCAUUUAAACGGCAACGACAAAAAAGUGUGAAAGUAUUAAAAACCGAAGCGAAUGUGAAUCGACAAAGUAUAUUAACGGAGGAAUCAGAAUCGAAUUUGGAUCAAAUGGAUAAUGAGGGUAAUCUAUGUGCACGUAUAUUUCCCCAAGUUAGUGUUAUAGUUGAACCUCCAUCCCCGAUUAUAUCUGACCAAAUACGUAGUGAACGCAUGAUCAAAUUAAUUAGUGAUGAACAAAAUUUAUCGACGAAAUCAAAUUCCGAAUAUGAUUUAGAUGAGCAUUCUAGUCGUAAUAGUUCCAAUUCUAAUUUAUUGACUAUUGAUGCAGAGCAAAUUAAUUUCCUGAAAGGAUCACCAGCGGCCACAAGACGCAUCUCAUGUGGCAGUUUAUUUAAAGCAAACGAAGGUGCUACUUUAGCGGCAUCCAUGGAAAGUGGUAAUUGUACAAUAUCAUCAUCAUUGUCUUCUAAAGAUAACAAUACAAGUGAUAAGAAAGAUAAGAAAGAUGAUGAGAGACCAUUUAAUAAAGCGCUACCAAUUAUUAAUCCAUUGGUUCGGUUACCAUCAUGGCCAUAUGUUGGAACUGGAACUGGUUUUAUUGGACAAUGUUUACUAGCUAAUGCAGACACUUUAUGUGCUGCUGUGAGUCCAUUAAUGGAUCCAGAUGAAACGUUAUUGGAAGGUUUUAUUGAACGCUGUGUCAUGAAUAACUAUUUUGGAAUUGGAAUCGAUGCAAAAAUCUCAUUGGAUUUUCAUAAUAAACGCGAAGAGCAUCCAGAAAAAUGUCGUUCCAGAGCAAAAAAUUAUAUGUGGUAUGGUGUUCUGGGUAGCAAACAAUGGUUACAACGAACUUACAAGAAUUUAGAACAACGUGUUCAACUAGAAUGUGAUGGACGACGCAUUCCACUGCCAAGCUUACAAGGAAUUGUAGUUUUAAAUAUACCCAGUUUUAUGGGUGGUACAAAUUUUUGGGGUGGCUCAAAAGAAGAUGAUAUUUUCAUAGCACCGUCAUUUGAUGAUCGUAUAUUAGAAGUAGUUGCAGUUUUUGGAUCAGUGCAAAUGGCUGCCUCACGUCUUAUUAAUUUACAACAUCAUCGAAUUGCUCAAUGUCAAAGUAUACAAAUUAAUAUUCUAGGUGAUGAAGGAGUUCCAGUUCAAGUAGAUGGCGAAGCCUGGAUCCAACCACCUGGAAUGAUACGAAUUAUUCAUAAAAAUCGUAUGCAAAUGUUAUGUCGAAAUCGUUCACUAGAAAAUUCAUUAAAAGCAUGGGAGGAAAAACAAAAGCAAUGCUUAAGCACUCCUGGUGAAAAAUCACGAAAUUCUUCGUUAACGUUACAACGACCAAGUAUCACGCUGCCACGUCACAGUACCGGCCAUUUAUCAGUAAAUAUUACAGAGAAGUUGCGUCAGCAUUCAUUUUCUGGCCAAACAUUAACGGUGCCACGAGCUCAUCAUGAAAAAUCGCAUUCCAUUACAUACAUUGAGAAUAUUUUGCCACCGUCCGAUUUAAAAUUCAACGACGAAGAGCAUAACCUCUUAUUAAAUUUCAUUGAAUGCGCUACAACAUUGGCCAAAUGGAUUAAAUUGCUGGCAAUCAGUAAUCCAAAAAUGGAUAUUGAUCUAUAUACAAUUGCGGAAAAAAUCGAUGAAUGUUUAGAACGGAUCCAUCCGCAUGGUAAAUUACUCGAAGGUGAUGUUCUACGAAUUGAGUUUAGUAAAUUGUACGAACAUGUCAAGCAAUUGUUUGAAGAUAGUUGCUUGUUGUUACGCGAUAAAGGUCACAAUUUGAAAUUACGUGAUGAUUUAGAAACUAAAUUAAGUAUCACACUUGCUAAUACGGAAAUGGAAUUGCGGAAAUGUGUUCUUGUGGAUACACCGAAAGGGAAUUUGGUAUUUUUACAUCAAAUCCAUGAGGAACAUAGCGAUCGUAAACAUCGUAAAGGUUUGUUCUGGAUAAAAUUCCGUGGCAAAGCCACAAUGAAUCCAUUAUCACAGAACACGGGCACCGCAAAAGAUGUUGCAACAUGGGGCACACAAGAAGUUGCCACAUGGCUUGAAACACUACAAUUAUCUGAAUAUACCGAGAGUUUUAUUCGAAACGAUAUUCGUGGACGUGAACUUUUAACAUUGGCAAGACGUGAUCUCAAAGAUCUAGGAGUGACAAAAGUUGGUCAUGUCAAACGUAUAUUACAGGCUGUUAAAGAUUUAAAUCAAAAAUAA
This is a messenger RNA of Chrysoperla carnea, 4776 nucleotides long. RefSeq names its product diacylglycerol kinase eta. The record is from RefSeq and is a predicted model, not a curated record. NCBI's taxonomy places the organism in Eukaryota, Metazoa, Arthropoda, Insecta, Neuroptera, Chrysopidae. Gene Ontology annotation, biological process: lipid phosphorylation; diacylglycerol metabolic process; intracellular signal transduction. The transcript is spliced from 13 exons. The coding region runs from base 1 to 4776 and encodes 1591 amino acids. Gene Ontology annotation, molecular function: ATP-dependent diacylglycerol kinase activity; protein binding.